This is a messenger RNA of Microthlaspi erraticum, 1101 nucleotides long. NCBI's taxonomy places the organism in Eukaryota, Viridiplantae, Streptophyta, Magnoliopsida, Brassicales, Brassicaceae. The record is from the annotation of a GenBank genome assembly.
AUGGCGUUGUCUGCAAUCGGUUUCGAAGGUUACGAGAAACGGCUCGAGGUCUCUUUCUUUGAGCCAAGCAUCUUUCAAGACUCCAAGGGACUGGGUCUCCGUGCUCUCUCCAAGUCCCAGUUGGACGAAAUCCUCACUCCUGCUGCAUGCACGAUCGUUUCCUCUCUCUCCAACGAUCAGUUGGACUCUUACGUCCUCUCCGAGUCCAGCUUCUUUGUCUACCCAUACAAAGUCAUCAUCAAGACUUGCGGCACCACCAAGCUACUCCUCUCUAUUCCGCCGCUUCUAAAGCUGGCCGGGGAGCUCUCUCUUAGUGUCAAGUCUGUCAAGUACACUCGUGGCUCCUUCCUCUGCCCUGGAGGCCAGCCUUUUCCCCACCGGAGCUUCUCUGAAGAAGUCUCUGUUCUCGAUGGGCACUUUUCUCAGCUGGGCUUGAACAGCGUAGCCUACUUGAUGGGCAAUGAUGAUGAGACUAAGAAAUGGCACGUCUACGCCGCCUCUGCCCAAGGCUCCAGCAACUGCAACAACAAUGUCUACACGCUCGAGAUGUGCAUGACUGGUCUAGACAGAGAGAAGGCGGCUGUCUUCUACAAGGAUGAAUCUGACAAGAACGGAUCCAUGACUGACAACUCUGGAAUCAGAAAGAUCCUCCCCAAGUCCCAGAUCUGCGACUUUGAGUUCGAGCCCUGUGGCUACUCUAUGAACUCCAUUGAAGGCGACGCAAUCUCCACUAUCCAUGUGACCCCUGAGGAUGGGUUCAGCUACGCCAGCUUCGAAGCCGUGGGUUAUGAGUUCAACACUGUUGACCUGAGCCAGCUGGUGGCAAGGGUUCUGUCUUGCUUUGAGCCAAAGCAAUUCUCUGUGGCUGUGCACUCGAGCGUUGGGGUGAACGCGUACAAGCCAGAGAUCAGUGUAGACUUGGAAGACUAUGGGUGCAGAGAGAGAACAUUUGAGUCUCUAGGAGAAGAGAGUGGAACUGUCAUGUAUCAGACGUUUGAGAAGCUUUCGAAGUACUGUGGAUCGCCUAGAUCUACCUUGAAGUGUGAAUGGAGCAGCAACAACAGCUGCAGCAGCGAGGACGAGAAGGACGAGGGAAUCUAG